Molecule: messenger RNA, 429 nt
Organism: Cinara cedri
Lineage: Eukaryota; Metazoa; Arthropoda; Insecta; Hemiptera; Aphididae
Source: the annotation of a GenBank genome assembly
AUGAAGGAGAAAAGAGAAGAUUUGACACCAAUUGAGGAAGAAACGAUGAUACCUAUUUUAAGAUCAGAAUUUGAGCAAGCGCUUUACGACUUAAAACAAAAUAAAUUGCCAGACACUGAUUAUAUAACAACAGAAUUAUUACAGAGUGCUAGUACGAAGAUGAAGGACGGUUUAUAUAAACUAAUUCGGGAUAUGUAUGAAAAAGGAGAUGUGCCAGAUGAUUACUGUAAAAGCAUAAUUGUAACUAUACCAAAGAAAAGAGGAGCAAAUUCCUGUGUACAGUUUAGAACAUUGAGCCUACUGAUAUACAUCUCAAAAAUCUUAACAAAAAUAAUAAAUCGAAGAAUAGAAAGAAAAGUGGAGCAGUAUUUACAAAAUGACCAAUAUGGAUUUAGAAGACAAAAAGGUACACGAGAAGCAAUUUUAUGA